This is a messenger RNA of Microcebus murinus (gray mouse lemur), 309 nucleotides long. NCBI's taxonomy places the organism in Eukaryota, Metazoa, Chordata, Mammalia, Primates, Cheirogaleidae. The record is from RefSeq and is a predicted model, not a curated record.
AUGCAUGUCCUGGAGUAUGAGCUGAUCAAUCAGUCUCCCAUGAUGUUUGUUUUUAAAUCUAGAUAUAAAUUGGGUAAAGUCUAUUUCAUAGGUUUUCAAAGUAACAGUCUUCUGAGAAAAUCUGAAAGCUCUUUAAACUCCACUGCUGAAGAAGGAAAGAAGGGAAUGAUUCUAAAUGGCAAUUUGCACUGUCAUUUUAAAAGUAUUUCUCAGAUAUUUGCUAGGCAUUUUAUGGAGGGAGACAUGGGGAUGCUGCUCCCUCUCACGGUGCAGUAUCACUGCGAGUUUGGAUCUGGAAUUGUCCCUUAG